Girardinichthys multiradiatus is the source of this 2237-nucleotide messenger RNA. Its product is annotated as zinc finger protein 70. Gene Ontology annotation, cellular component: nucleus. The transcript is spliced from 2 exons. Gene Ontology annotation, biological process: regulation of transcription by RNA polymerase II. The record is from RefSeq and is a predicted model, not a curated record. The coding region runs from base 647 to 1936 and encodes 429 amino acids. NCBI's taxonomy places the organism in Eukaryota, Metazoa, Chordata, Actinopteri, Cyprinodontiformes, Goodeidae. Gene Ontology annotation, molecular function: RNA polymerase II transcription regulatory region sequence-specific DNA binding; DNA-binding transcription factor activity, RNA polymerase II-specific.
GGUCCAACCCGGAUGUGGGUGGACCAAGUUUGCUCUCGGACGCCAUCAACAAAUUCCCCCAGUUAAAAAGAAAACUAAGGUUUUUUUCUUUCAAAAUAUAUUAAUUCUCCAUGUUGCAGUGAAGUUCAAAGCGUGUAAUAUUAUUAAAACCACAACGUCCGAUGUAUGCCAAAACGUAUUUUUGAAAAUGUAAAAUAUUGCUUGGUAUUCUCAUUUAAACCUACCUCACGUGUGGAAUUUCAUUUUCUGUUUAUACCUUUGACCAAGGAAACCCGUCGGUUAGGGGUAACCAGAGGUUCCCAUGGCCAGCUCCAUACAUCUGAUGACUACCAGCUAUGGGCAGUGGGUUAAAUCUACAUAAUCCCAGCUGAAUCGUACACACUCAGAGACUUGUUGGUUUGGAGAGUGGCUACAAAAAUCAGCAGCUUGAUGUUGCACGACAAAAUCCGAAACGUCUGCCACAUCUGCAGGAUUUUUUUCCAUUGCUUGAGGUCUCUCUCCACACGCCAGGAUUCCCAGCCCUGUAACUAUUGUUCUGCCAGUCUUUUACUAACAACUGAGAGCUUGGCAAGCAAAGAGACACACUGCUUACUUUCCUUCUCAUUUCUAAAUUGCGUUCUAUUUGUAAUGGAGUGUUUCUAGUGAUAUGAUUUCACAGCAAAGCACAAAAUCAAUUCUGUGUAGCUCAGUAUCAAAUCUGAGUCCUAAGCAAAUGUUGGAAAUGUAUCAUGAGGCUCCUGAAUACAGCGUGGAAUAUGUAAUAGGUGAAAAUGGCGAGGAGGAGACUGUCCCAAAAAAUGACUCUGAUGAGAACACAGCUGGUUCUUGUGAAACUUCUGACAGUUCAGAUUUGGAGGAAAUUGCUUCACUUCCCCCCAUUGAACUCCUCAUGAAACCCCCCAUUAACCCCCCCAAUCAACAGCCCAUUAAACCCCCCAUUACAAAUGGAGUAACCUGCAAUAAGUGUGGUAGGGGACCUUUCAGGUCAGUGAAGCGCCAUUUGCUUUACUGUCAUGGGGUGAAGGAAAAGUUUCAGUGUGUUUUGUGCAAGCACUACUUUUUUAGUGAAGAGACUCUACUGGAACACCAUACGCCCCUGUAUUUGUGUCACAGCUGUGGCCAGGUUCUCCCCACCAAGAACUCAUUCAGCCGCCACCCGUGUCCCAGAGAAGUCAAAUCCACUUUGGUGCUCUUCUGCUCUCAGUCAAUGCCGAAAGCAUGCAAAUUAUGCAAGUCAUACUUCUCCUCUGAAAAAGCUUUGUCAAUCCAUGUCACCAAAGUUCACUUAUCUGAAAGCUACGCCAAACAUUGCAUUGUAGCUGGUUCAUCAUUGUUGACAGAAGGCACGAGUGUCCAAAACCAGGCUGCUAGCAGAAAUCUCUAUGUUGGCCAAGCUCAUGUAGAUCCCAACAGCCCAACUGCAGACACUCGGGACUCCGAGUUAGAUGCUUCGUCAGCGCUUUCUAUUCUUGCCCUGUUUGAGAACGAGAGCCAACGGUGGGCUCUGAUGAAGCGGAUGAACGCAGGAUGGCGCUCCAAAACCCCUUGUCCCUGCAGGCAGUGUGGCGCUGUCCUCCGGCAACCCUCCUUCGCCAUCAUACACCGCUACCUCCAUCGAGGCCAACGCUUGCACCUCUGCCAGUGUGGGCGAGCUUUCAGGCACCAGCUGCACCUCCUGCGACACUGCGUUCAGCACGCUGAGGCUCUGAGCUACAUCUGCGUUGGCUGUGGUGACACUUUUUCUGGAGCAAAACAUUUAACACAGCACCUAACGGGCAAAACGUGGCAAAGAUCUCGACACGGGUGGACAGUGAAAGAAAGUGAGAAUAAAAAGUGCUGCAAGCCCUUCAUGUGUGACUGUGGACUGGUGUUUUUGAGGCCCUCAGCCUACAUAUGGCACCAACUUAAAAACAGAACUAAAAGAAAGAGCCUUUGAAGAAGUGCAGGGUCCGUUUGGUUUCCACUAAAACCAGUAAUGAAAAACCAAAAAAACAAUUGUCUUUUUAUUUUCAAUUUAAAACACAAAAUAUGAAAUUGAAUUGCAAUCUUUGUUCUUUUUGUUGUCAGAAAAACAUCAAAAAAGUAUAUUUGAUUAUUUUUGUUUAUAUUUAAAAUGAGAAUAUAAAACCUAAUGAAACAUGGGACCGAUUUUUCAUGACACCUUUACAAAACACUGGGCCAUGUAGGUUUGGAUUUGUUCCCUCUUUCACAAUAAAAAUCCUCAUUUAUACACUGCA